AUGCAGAUACAAAACGCAUCGACUGCCGGCUACGGUUACGAGGUUCAACUUUCAAGUAACAUAACUUGGACAUACCCCUUCCUUCCUGGAGAACCACCCAACGUCAUUCGAUACAAUUUUGCAGCAUGUGUACCUUCCAACGUCACUCUCGCUGAUCUAUGUUGUUCAGCUGUCAAUGGACAAUUUGUCAAUCAAAGCCUCAGCAAUUCUCGUACAGUGAACGAAAGCGAAUUAAGAUCAAUUCUCGAUACCAAAUAUCCAGGUCAAAAUGUGUCUACUUUCAGUUCGGUCAUUACUGGUAACUUGACCAAUGCAACUGAUGCCGGAUCAACUGGAGAGAUUAAUUGGUGUUCAUUACCGUAUAGUCCGAUGUCUACGAAGCCACUUCAUGGUGUUGGAUUGGCAUCGGGGAAUAACCUUGGCAAUAUUCCGGAAAGCAUCAAUAGCUGGAUCAAGUGUUUCAACGACAAUGUCCCACCAAACGCUAUCAACGAUACUCAGGCAGCUUACGUGUGUGCUGCCGACGACGUACAAACUGGUGGUACAAUCGAGGGUUUUAAUAGAUACGUAGCCAAGAAGACAGGCGAUGCAAGAAACAUGGCUCAGGUAAGUGUAUGGAGUUUGGUCGGAUUCAUCUUUGUAAUGGCGAUAUGGUCGAAUUAA
This is a messenger RNA of Kwoniella shivajii, 663 nucleotides long. RefSeq lists its product as uncharacterized. The transcript has a single exon. NCBI's taxonomy places the organism in Eukaryota, Fungi, Basidiomycota, Tremellomycetes, Tremellales, Cryptococcaceae. The coding region runs from base 1 to 663 and encodes 220 amino acids. The record is from RefSeq and is a predicted model, not a curated record.